This is a messenger RNA of Lottia gigantea (owl limpet), 363 nucleotides long. RefSeq lists its product as hypothetical. Gene Ontology annotation, molecular function: dynein intermediate chain binding. NCBI's taxonomy places the organism in Eukaryota, Metazoa, Mollusca, Gastropoda, Lottiidae. The record is from RefSeq and is a predicted model, not a curated record. The transcript has a single exon. The coding region runs from base 1 to 363 and encodes 120 amino acids. Gene Ontology annotation, biological process: microtubule-based movement. Gene Ontology annotation, cellular component: cytoplasmic dynein complex; cytoplasm.
AUGAAGUUGGAGAACACGUACAGGUUAGAACCCAAGGAUACAAAUAAAUUCCAAACAGAACAAGUCGAGGGGUUAUUGAAAGAUAUUUUGGAAUCGAGAUUUGAGAAUAUGGAAUAUGAUGCAACCAAAUGUGCCGCAUUGUCCAAGGAUUUGAGUAAAUUCAUCCAUACUCGUGUACGGUGCCUCGGUUUCCCGCGCUAUAAGUAUAUAAUCCACGUGACAAUCAUACAGAAUAAGGGACAGAGCCUGCAGAUAUCGAGUCGGUAUUUAUGGAACGCGGAUCACGAUCGCUACGCCACCUACACAUUCAAUAAUGCUAAUUUGAUAGUCACUGCGCAGGUCUAUGCUGUAUAUUUUGAAUAG